Molecule: messenger RNA, 3609 nt
Organism: Amoebophrya sp. A25
Lineage: Eukaryota; Dinophyceae; Syndiniales; Amoebophryaceae
Source: the annotation of a GenBank genome assembly
CUUCGGGGUGCCGAAGAAGACCACUAGUGGUGCGCAGGAAGAUCAUCAAGUGAUCGGCGGAGACGACGUGGCGUUAGACGACGUAAAUGAAGAGGAUGUCGCUGAAGAUAACGUCGGCGGAUUCAAGCUUACUACGUUUCUCGCACCUGCACCGCCACAAGAAAAAGCCAUUGCUAUUACCUCUACUUCAAUGUGCGCAGAUCCUGCUUUUGACAUCCUCGAGGAUGAAGUAGACGAGCCACAGGACAAAUCGCCAGAACCGAAGUUUAAACUUACCGUGUUUGGUGGAAAUACAUCAGCUUCGAUCCGCCCUACGUCUCAACAGCCGCAAGAGCCCCGAGUCAAUUCGAAACCGACACCUGCGCGAAACCACAUGAAGCCCGAGGGUGAUGCGGAGGCGGUGCAAAUAACGGAUACAAAGCCAAAGGAGGAUCGAGAAGAUAAAUCUGGUGUAGGAGUCGAAGAGACGCCAGCUUUUGUUCUAAAGCCGCUCAUUGAAGCGCCAGCUUUGGUUCUAAAGCCUCUUGGAGGUAGCUCGGAAAUCGUAGACAAAAACCAGAAUGUGACUGAAUUUAAGAAGCAAACAGCGUCUGCGAGCAUGAGAAAGCCAGUAGGACAUCAUGCUGUGCUGGCUUGUUCUUCUUCAACAUCCACUUUUCUUAAAAGUAGGUUAAAGGUGCUUUUCUUACCGCUUUUUAUGCCUCUCCUAAGGGAGAAAGGCAUAACAAGCGGGGUAAGCGAGCACCAAAAGCCUACCUCUAAUUUUCAUCCUCAUGGUACUACUAUGGGUCUCUCCCCGCCACGUCCAGCUAAAGUGCGCAGUGCACCACCAAGUAGCCAAAGACGACCACGGCAAGUCGAACCUAUGUAUUUUCUCACCGAUCCUGCUGGAAUCCCCGUUCACGAUGAGGAACCCUCCACUGCCGCAGAAACGCAUCGGACAGUGCAUUUGCCAGAACUAGCUGAAUUGGCAAGCAAAUGUGGGACCUCUGAGCAGGCGUUGGAAUUUGAGCCGCCAUCAUUUGGUGCUUCGAUGUUCGCAUCGUCGUCAUCGUCGCAACAGGCGGCCUUUGAGGAAGGCGAAACAACUGGACAAACCGGGCUUGAGUCCUACUUCCCCCCCACAUCUUCUUCAGUUGCAGCGGAAGUGCUCGCUUCCUGCCCCUUUGCAGGAUUGCUUCGAGAGCUGGCGCAACCGAGGGACACUAGUAUGGCGAUAGAGCAAGCGCAAGCAAACAAAGACUCGGCACUGCUGCUUGACAACGCUGAUAACAUAGCUGCAGCAGGAAGCUUAACUCCUUUCGCGGCCACCCCUGGGAUGGAUGAAUCGUACUUCAUGCAGACUCAGGCGUCCUGUUGGGCUGCGGGGUUGAAGUCCUUUAACCCGCUACUUGAAGCAGACCAAUUGCAGCUAGCUGCUGGAGCUCUGACGCCUGCUGAGCCAGAGAGUGUGCUAGCACAAGCAGGUCCUCCGGUUAUUUCGAAUUUGACAUCUUCUUCUAGCUCGUCCACGGCAAACAACAAGGGCCAAGAAGAUAACCAAGAUACACGUCAAGAUUAAGACUUGAAGAAAUCCAUCUUCACAGGCAUCCGGAGACCGUUUCCAAGGGGUAGAAGGUUCUAGGAUGCUUUUCAAGAUGGAUAUCUCUUAGUUCUAACAAGAAGUAACCCCACCACGUCAGCUAGCGCUUACCGCAGCCUUGAAUUCCGAGACGGACGAAAUCACAUUCGACCAGAAGGCUUUCGCGCACGUUCAUAUUCAUGGACAGUUCAACCUUGGUUUCAUCCUAGGAUCCUUUCGAGACGAACUCUUUAUCUUCGAUCAGCACGCUUGUGACGAAAAACGCCGCUUCGAACUACUUAACCGGAGCUCUAAAGUUACGUGCAUACCACUAAGUGUCAGUCGGUCCACAUCAAGCAAGAUAUGUUAAAUUCGUGGUGCAUACCACUAAGUCGUGUCGGUCGGUCCAACCACAUCAAGCAAGAUAUGUUGAAUUUAUCCACAAGUCAUCAAGCAAGAUGCAUUUACUAAAUGCAUCUCCCUUUUUCAUACUCCUCGAGAUGCAGAUGCUGAUCAAUCCUUUGUUGCUGCAGCUGAGCCCAGCGCAGGAGCAGACCAUAGCGAACUACAUCCAUGUUUUCCGACAGAACGGGUUUGACCUAGUGUACAACGAGGACAGACCACCAGGAGAAAGAUGUAGCGCUCUCGCGCUGCCAUCCACGAAGGGCCUGCUCUUCGGCGAAAAGGAUAUUGAGGAUUUGAUCAACGUCAUUGACGAGGACAAUAUGUGUGCUGACAUUAUGGUAAGUAUUCAGAUGUGGGAAAUAAGUAGGUACUAAUUUACAACUAGUAGUAGACGGAAAGGAUUUAAGUAACAGAAACUAGAGCAAAAAAGCAAGAUGAAGAUGCUUUAGUAGCGCAAGGCACUGGAUCCCAUUCAAGUUGCUGGAUACAGAUUUGUACUCGAUCCAAUUCAUGUCACUCUCUGUUUAGGAGUAAAACUACCAAAGAACAACUUUAUUCCUCCUUUCAACAUGAGUACAACUAGGGACCGACCCCACGCACUCUGAGGACUAGAGACUCUCCCUUUUGUCCUUUCAUUUUUCUCGACCGGACUAGAAACGAUAGGCGGAACGGCGGUGUUGACUCCUUCGUCUGCGAAGAUGUUGGAACUGACGAGCUCGAGUCGGUUACCGCAACAGCCCUAGUGGCAGCAUCUUCAGUUAUGCUCGGUACUGUCAUUAUGGGUACUGUCAAUCCAUCUUUUAGAAUUCAGAUCACAGUUUUUAUAAUACAGACCAUCUUGUUAUUGUUUUAAUACACCAUAUUUAUAUUUCGUAAGAUACACCAUCUUUCAAUACACACGUUCUGGGAACUACAAGCGAAAAGAUGUUCUGAAAGAUGGGUUGCCCUCGGUACCUCUAAUUCAGGCUCGUCAAAUCCUUCCAGAGGUAUAACGGACCCAGGACCUGGCGGUCUCCUCAACAUCUAUUCGCACCGAUCCUAUUGGGGCGCUGUGAGUAAUAUUCCGAGACCGAAAAAAGUCUGGCAGCUUCUAGCCAGUCGCGCUUGCAGGUCCGCGAUCAUGAUUGGGAAGUCGCUGACGAUCAAGGAAAUUUAUGAGGCAGAGGUUGUAGAUCAUAUGAAGAGCAAGAGCCCAUGAUGGAUUUGGAUUACUUAGUUGUAAAGAAUAUUUUUCCACGUCCUCGAACCGGCGUAAGUACAACGCAUUGAUUAUGACUCACCGAAGGCAGCACUCGUUCUGCCACGUCACUCUUUGGCAGAACUGGAAAUGGAGGUGGAUCAUUUCUAACGAGGGGAGAACAUUGUGGCACAACUUGCAGCCCUGGCGCAGCCUUGGAAUUGCCCACAUGGAAGACCGACGCUGCGGCAUCUCGUGCGCACCAGAGACGUGUGCCGCUAUGAAGAUUGCAGUUUGAUGAAAUCAUAGUACGUGUACUCACGCUUCUAGGAUCUACAACUUGUCGAUUGUAAUCCUCCUAGGCUGGGUAGGAAUUACGCUCAGAUAUCUGACUCGUUUUCUCGUUUUCUCAUCUUCUCUCCAGUACUUAUCCUUUAUUGUGCAAGAGAAGCACCCACACCGCAAG